AUGAAGGGGAAUCGGAAGGGGGAUGGUGAUUUAAAUAAUGCUCAACACGUUUUAGAAAUUAUAUUAAGAGAGGAUGUGUCGACGUAUGUUUUUGUUGACAGGACCACUGAAGCGGUGAAGUGUUACCUCGACAUGGGGAAAGAGCACGGUAUGAAUAAGGGCCAACCUCAAAUAGCUCGGAGAGACCUCCGAGCUCGAAUUAGAGAGAGACCUCAUAGGGUCGAGGUCGAGGAGUCGACGACGACAUACUCAUGGCAAGAAGGUAACAUGGUCGGGAUUGUGGCAAGAGUCCUUGCCGACCACGUUCAGGCGAACGCCUUCACCGUGAAGGAGAGAGCGAAUAGAGUCGUCACCGGUCCGAGCAAGGAUUUCAAAUCGGGCCAAGGGGCCGCGGGCGUGAUCCAAGGGCCCAACAGGGAGUUACUAGAGGACGAACGCAAGAAGCAGAUAUAUCGAAACUUUUGA
Messenger RNA from Striga asiatica, 465 nucleotides. NCBI's taxonomy places the organism in Eukaryota, Viridiplantae, Streptophyta, Magnoliopsida, Lamiales, Orobanchaceae. The record is from the annotation of a GenBank genome assembly.